Molecule: messenger RNA, 2034 nt
Organism: Alternaria incomplexa
Lineage: Eukaryota; Fungi; Ascomycota; Dothideomycetes; Pleosporales; Pleosporaceae
Exons: 2
Coding region: 1-2034 (677 amino acids)
Biological process (GO): transmembrane transport
Cellular component (GO): membrane
Molecular function (GO): sulfate transmembrane transporter activity
Source: RefSeq, a predicted model, not a curated record
AUGGAGUAUCUCAGGAAGAAGGCUCAAGGAAGCCGACAAGCGAUAGCCACUGAUACUACCCUCCAGCGGACGAUACGGUAUGGCACGAAAGCCGUCCGCGCCGCACCUUCAGUGACAGGCCAAUAUCUACUUCAGAAGGCGCCCAUCAUUCAAUGGCUGCCGAAGUACAACCCGCGAUGGCUACUGAACGACACAUUAGCCGGUAUCACUGUUGGCGUUCUGCUCAUCCCUCAGUCUCUGGCGUACGCGAAGAUUGCGACAAUCCCCGGACAGUAUGGACUUAUGUCGAGUUGGCUGCCUAACUUUCUGUACCUGAUCAUGGGCACAUCUAAGGAUCUGUCUACUGGUCCUACGUCGCUCAUGGGUCUCUUGACAGCGGAGAUAAUCGCAGAUGUUGCCCAAGACGGAUACUCACCGCAAGCCAUCGCUUCCGCUGUUGCUAUGUCCGUCGGCAUUUACUCCAUGACGCUAGGCUUGCUCAAGCUAGGAUUUCUGCUAGAGUUUAUUUCCGUGCCUGUUCUGAGCGGCUUCAUCUCCGCAGCUGCCAUCGUCAUCAUGCUCGGCCAAAUCCCCUCGCUAUUCGGCAUCACUGUCGGCUCCGGUACGGCGAACAUCAUUCACGACCUUUUCGCCAAGAUACCACAAUACGACGGUCCGACAUGCGGAGUGGGUCUUGGGGGCCUUCUACUGCUCUAUCUCAUGCAGAAGAUGGGACAGCGCUGGGGCAAGAAGAACAAGGCCAUAUGGCUGCUAGCACUUGGGCGUAGUGCUGUAGUCCUCAUUCUCUUCGCUGGUAUCUCGUACGCAGUGAACAAGGACAUCGACCUUGAGAAUGACGAUCCUGUCUGGGCACUCAGCAAGGUAAAGUCUGAUGGGAUUGCAACGCCUCGCAUGCCAGACUCGGCACUUAUCGGCAAGGUAUUCGCCCGAAGCAUUGCGCCCUUCAUUGCAGCUGCGCUUGAACAUCUAGCUAUCGCUAAAGCCUUUGGUCGCAAGAACGGCUACGUUACCGACGCUGCACAAGAGCUAGUUUAUCUCGGCUUCACCAACUUCUUCAAUUCUUUCUUCUCCUCCAUGGCGGUCGGAGGUGCUAUGUCGCGGACUGCGGUCAAUUCAGAGUCCGGUGUCAAGUCUCCAGCUUAUGGUUUGAUUGCGGGUGGUGUGGUCAUCCUCAGUAUCUUCAAGCUUUCGCCAGCACUAUACUGGAUACCGAAAGCUACAUUGGCAGCUAUCAUUGUUACGGCAGUAUGGCACAUUGUAGUUCCCCUCAAAGUCUUUUACGGAUAUUGGCGCACCUCACUCGUCGACUUUACUACCUCCAUGCUAGCUUUCUGGCUCACCCUCUUUGUCUCCUCAGAAGUUGGGAUCGGCACGGCCGUCGGAUUCAACAUCGUCUACCACCUCCUCUUCAUGGCCUUCCACCGCGUUCACCGCAUAACGUCUAUCGAAGUGGCUUCUCACGGCCGCCAAUCCGGUAUGCAUCCCACUCCUCUCGAUACCCAAGUAUUUCGCAUCCACCAGUCUAUGCUCUUCUACAACGCCUACCACAUCAAGACGCAGUGCCUCGACGCGGUCCAGACAUUCAACUCCGGUGAUGUGGCGACGCUAGAGGCUGCGCACGCAAACCGCAACUGGAGUGUCGCUGGCAAAGAUCGCGCAUUGCGUCUCCGUACGAAAGCCGAGAUCCUCGAAGAGCCUGUUCAGAUUCGCAGUGUCGUGCUGGACAUGUAUGCCAUGCAUAAUAUCGACACAACAGGUCUUACACAUUUGAAAGAUCUGAAAGCAGAUAUCGAGGCGUAUGGUGGGAAGAGUACGCAGUUCCGACUCGUAGGGCUAAACGACCGUGUUCGCGAGCGCUUCGCGAGGUUCGGGUGGAAGCUCCGCGAUGUGGCUGAUGUCAAUAAGAAAGGCACGAUGGUAUAUGACACAGUCGAGGAAGCUGUCUUCCGCCGCUCAAGGACAUUUUCGUCGGAUGAGAUCGAAGUGGAGCCUACCGAGGUGUUUGUUGUCGGUGAUGAGAAGAGUAAGGUGUAG